Messenger RNA from Porites evermanni, 8403 nucleotides. The record is from the annotation of a GenBank genome assembly. NCBI's taxonomy places the organism in Eukaryota, Metazoa, Cnidaria, Anthozoa, Scleractinia, Poritidae.
AUGACAAAGAAUCUUCGUCGUUAUUCUGCGAAAAAUGUGAAAUUCUCUGAAGCUGACUUGACGUUUUCCAGACACCUAGUGAAGGAAUACGUCGAGGACAAGAUCAUGGAGUACUGCCGAAUGAAAUCCUCUCUUCCCAUCCUGAGACUAGAGUAUACUGGAAGCGUGUACGAGAGGCUGAAAACGGAAGCUCCAGAUGAAGUGGAUGUUAUGGUAGUGCUGAAAACAUCGAGUCCUUGGUUGUGGGGUGAUCCGGAAGUCAUGGUGGAGGAUAAUGAUGAAGUGCCCGGCUUUGUGCGUCUAAAGGCGAGAGAGGACAGCAAGCUUCGUGACUAUGCCGAUUCUGAUGGGAAUAUCAGUUCACAGAGGCUUCUUGACAGAUGGUGGUACAGUCUAGUUGUCCGAGCAGUGAACGACUACGAAAAAAGCUGUCGGAACUCGGACAUCGAGAUGGUUGUACGUUACCAUAGGCCUGCUGUUCAACUUGAUAUCACCAAGAACGGAACCAGCGAGACGACGUUGUCGGUUGACCUUGUGCCUUGCUUUCAAGCUGGAUCAGACCAGAACUACUACGUCGCCAAACCCUACAGAGGGAGAAGGUAUGUCUCCGACCCAGACCUUCUAUGGAGACAGUCCUUUUCACUGAAGGAGAAAGCGCUCUUGCGUGACAUGGAUAGAGACGGCGGCUGUAGACAUGAGCUCUUUAGAAUCGUGAAAACCAUCAUCAACAGGGAGAGGUCAUCCCUUGGACAACUGGAAUCUUACCAUCUGAAGACAGCCUUCAUGCACUACAUGACAGAGAACCCCAGCGACUGGAAUAACUACAGCUCUCUGGGAAGACAUUUUCAUGGCUUUCUCCAACAUCUGCAGCGAUUUCUACAAAAAGGGAAUCUCCCACACUACUGGUUACCCGGCAUAAACCUUCUUGAAGACAUCAACUCAGUAGUGGUCAAUAACAUGGCAUGCCGAAUUAAAAGAAUCCUGAAUAGUGAAACUGUAAUGAACGAAAUACUUGAGUAGCCAAGCAGAUUUGUCUCUUCCAAAAAAAUUGAGAAAGUUUAGAUGUUAAAGUAAGGGGUUUUCAGUCAGUUAUGGCACGUUGGAACAUGGGUGAAGAAAUGUAAAAGUUAAUGAUGUUAUUGUCGGUACACAGUUUUACAUAGGUAAGAGGGACUUUUGGAGGUGGGUGGGUGGGAGGGGGGAAUUAAGCUCUAUUUUGAUUACGCAAGAGGCANACAUCGAGUCCUUGGUUGUGGGGUGAUCCGGAAGUCAUGGUGGAGGAUAAUGAUGAAGUGCCCGGCUUUGUGCGUCUAAAGGCGAGAGAGGACAGCAAGCUUCGUGACUAUGCCGAUUCUGAUGGGAAUAUCAGUUCACAGAGGCUUCUUGACAGAUGGUGGUACAGUCUAGUUGUCCGAGCAGUGAACGACUACGAAAAAAGCUGUCGGAACUCGGACAUCGAGAUGGUUGUACGUUACCAUAGGCCUGCUGUUCAACUUGAUAUCACCAAGAACGGAACCAGCGAGACGACGUUGUCGGUUGACCUUGUGCCUUGCUUUCAAGCUGGAUCAGACCAGAACUACUACGUCGCCAAACCCUACAGAGGGAGAAGGUAUGUCUCCGACCCAGACCUUCUAUGGAGACAGUCCUUUUCACUGAAGGAGAAAGCGCUCUUGCGUGACAUGGAUAGAGACGGCGGCUGUAGACAUGAGCUCUUUAGAAUCGUGAAAACCAUCAUCAACAGGGAGAGGUCAUCCCUUGGACAACUGGAAUCUUACCAUCUGAAGACAGCCUUCAUGCACUACAUGACAGAGAACCCCAGCGACUGGAAUAACUACAGCUCUCUGGGAAGACAUUUUCAUGGCUUUCUCCAACAUCUGCAGCGAUUUCUACAAAAAGGGAAUCUCCCACACUACUGGUUACCCGGCAUAAACCUUCUUGAAGACAUCAACUCAGUAGUGGUCAAUAACAUGGCAUGCCGAAUUAAAAGAAUCCUGAAUAGUGAAACUGUAAUGAACGAAAUACUUGAGUAGCCAAGCAGAUUUGUCUCUUCCAAAAAAAUUGAGAAAGUUUAGAUGUUAAAGUAAGGGGUUUUCAGUCAGUUAUGGCACGUUGGAACAUGGGUGAAGAAAUGUAAAAGUUAAUGAUGUUAUUGUCGGUACACAGUUUUACAUAGGUAAGAGGGACUUUUGGAGGUGGGUGGGUGGGAGGGGGGAAUUAAGCUCUAUUUUGAUUACGCAAGAGGCAUCAGUCAUUACAUCAAGUUAGUCUGCACUUCGUUUAGGACCACGUCGUCUUAUUGUUGUCUUGACUCACCCAGGUAAAGGUAGAACUCAAAGUUCCUACUGAAAGGCUUAUUGUCAAAUGCGAGUUACAGAAUAAUAAAUUUGGAUAACUCAAUUUCCUUCAUGCAAGGUUAUCAACUGCAAAGUAUCCUGAUCUUCACCCUUUUGCAAACUGGAGCUCACUUUAUAUUUCGUGGGCUUUGUUCUAACAACAGGUGAAAACCCCUACAUGAUUUACUUUGAGAUGAAUGUUUGGAAUGUUUAUGAAGUUUCUGCUUAUUGUAGUUUUUAAAUAGAAUUUGGUCCGCACGUUCCAAUAAAUUACAACUGAGUAUCCUGUUCCUGUUUAUGCUAACUGUUUAAUAGGCCAUCCUUAUAUGUCUUCUUGAAACAACAGAAGGCAAUAAUUACUAGUCCACACCUUACACAAGGCCUGCGUCCUACUUGCUCCUGUCAUGCGCACUAGGCCUUUGCUUGGCCCAUGUGGCCUUUUGUGACUGUUUUCACACGGUAAACCUUUGUUUAAGAACACAGUUUACGUCUAGUUUUAUGGCGCUGGUUCAUCGGUUUCGGUCGACUCCAGUGGCUGGUUCAAUCCACCAUGUAGGCGUUUGAGGAAAGCUCUCUUGUCGGUUCCUUUUCGCUUAGGAUUUUUGUUAAUAGCAGAAUUGUCCAUAGGUUAUAUUCAGUCUUGAUAAAGGAAACUGCAAUGUGACAAGAGAGCAGUCAAUACGAGUGAACAGGAUAACGUGUUUCUAACUGCACUCAUUAAAUGGUCAGGGUCGCCGGAUGACUUUUAAACCUCACCUCUAAUCUUAAAACGGAUACUAAGCUAUCCGGUAGAGUAUGAACACCUACCCGAUAUGUAACCCUCCACUUUAGAGAUCGGGUGCGGCGCAUCGUACCGUUACCGCAGAAUUCGCGCCGAAAUCAACCCGGCGUUCUUAUGUGAACACAAGCCCUGGCCUAUCCCGUAUGGUUUAGUGCCUGCACAAAUGCUAUCCGGCUUUGCGGCUUUUCCUUCCUCCAGGAAAGACUGAAGUUUCCUAAUAAAACGUAGAAAGUGUUUCCCAAGGAAUUAGCAGUUCCGGCUAUCCCAAUCGUCUCGAUUCUUUGUAAUGUAGUGCACAAAGGAAAAAUAACGAAGUUUACUCGUCAGUUUGUCUUCCGCUAACAUUCAAAUCCAAAACGGCAUGCCUGUUUCAGACGAGCUGAUAAAGAAGUAAAAUGGUAUUUUCAAGGACGUUGUUUUUUUUUUACAAAAAACAAACAAACAAACCGCAAAACAAAACGAGACAAGAAAUCUAAGUAAGUUAUGGCCAUAUUUUGAAGGUUGCCUCUAAUACAGCAGUGCUCCAGUUACAGCACAGGUGGCCCAAGCGUAAUAUGAGAGUUUGUGUGGGAAAAAUAGAGUUUGAAACUUAGAUGAAAUAAAUGAAGUAAAAGCGAUAAAAGUUAUCAAUUAAGUGUUAAUAUUGUUACCUGGAUUCGUUGUCUUUGUUUUUACGAAAUUUCAGCGCGAUUUGAGUACUUUUACAUCAUCUGACCUGACAGUGUAAUAAUAAGAGACAAGGUAGGACAGAAUCGCUCGAUCGACCUGCAAAGCUGCUGAGAAUCAGCUCCAAAUUUCACGCGAAAAAACAAACACACUUACAUUUUACGCCACCGAAUCCACAAAGUGGUACCUUAAGUUCACCUUCCUGCAAUCCGUUCCGGUAAACCUUGCGUUUGGAUCGCAUAACUCGAUCUAAAAGAUCAACUACAGUUCAAAAAUCGGCGCCAUUUAUCCGUGACUAGUAAAAGUGUAACAUUUCAACCGUCUUGUCGCUCGGCGGUGACUGGGCGCUAGUGUCAAAUAGUAACUCACCGGGAGAGGGUGACAUUACUUCGUUAAGACAAAUCUCUAUGCACCCACCUUCCAGCAAGGUCGGCUUCUUUGUUUUUUUUGUUGCUACGUUCAUUGGCCGAGUGAAAACAAAGAAGCCGACCUUGCUCGGAGGUGAGUGCAUAGAGAUUUGACAUAACGAAGUAAUGUCACCCUCUCCUGGUGAGUUACUAUUUGACGCUAGCGCCCAGUCACCGCCGAGCGACAAGACGGUUGAAAUGUUACACUUUUACUAGCCACGGAUAAGUGGCGCCGAUUUUUGAACUGUAGUUGAUCUUUUCGAUCGAGUUAUGCGAUCCAAACGCAAGGUUUACCGGAACAGAUUGCAGGAAGGUGAUCUUAAGGCAUCACUUUCUGGAUUCGGUGGCGUAAAAUGUAAGUGCGUUUGUUUUUUCGCGAGAAAUUUGGAGCUGAUUCUGAGCAGCUUUGAAGGUCUAUCGAGCGAUUCUGUCCUACCUUGUCUCUUAUUAUUACAAUGUCAGGUCAAGUGAUGUAAAAGUACUCAAAGCGCGCUGAAACUUCGUAAAAACAAACACAAUGACACGAAAAAACAAUAUUUACACUUUAUUAAUAACUUUUAUCGCUUUUCGUUCAGUUAUUUUAUCUAAGUUUCCAACUCUUUAUUUCCCAUACAAACUCUCAUUUUACGCUUGGGCCACCUGUGGUUACAGAUAACUUCACCGAUGCACUGAAUGUUUUCUUUCAGGGCAGUUAACAAAACUACUUAUAAAAACUUAUAUAUAAAUGAUGCGCAGAAGAGUGAUUCUGUAAAGUACACUAAAUAACAAUAAUAACGGUGUUACCUCAGACUCGUACCCAGUCGCUAUUUAUGUGUUUUGGGGGUGAGAGAAGAUUGGGGGUUAGGUUGAGGCGCGCGCGGGGUCUCAUGGGAAGGGACGAAGGAAAAAUAGCGACGCUAUUUUCCCUUCGUACCUUUCCAUGACACCCCGCGCGCCUCAACCUAACCCCGAUCUUCUCUCACCCCCAAAACACAUAAAUAGCGACUGGGUCCGACUGGGUACGAGUCUGGUGUUACCUCAUGCAUCCUCAAUUGCAAGUUUAGGAUUAAGCAGAACGACAAGUUCUCGCACUUGACAACUAAUCAAAUUUAUCAGGUCUGAUCGAUGGUGAUUUUUAGCUUCAAUAUAUGACAAAUCUGGUUUUGAUUUCCAAGGGAAAUUCUCGAUAACAUUCUGAAACGGAUGAACGAUUGCAAAUGCAUCACGCAACCCUGCUUGGCUAAGGCGAUUCGUAGGUGAGUGUGCGAAGUUUACUGAUGGGCUUUAUUUUGAUCCGGGCCAGCUCGUUUUGCAGGGCUUAUUCGCUUUACCGAGAUAACUUUUAUCCUGGUAUUACGCCAUCUUUAUAUCAGGAUUUCAGCUAGCCUAGCUGAAACCUAGCAGCCCGGGGGUGCUUACAAUUUACACAAACCACCCGCGUGGAAAUCUGGUGCAUAAACAUAAAACUAUAAAAUAUGACAUCGUGGAAAAAAAUGCGCGCUUCAAAGUAUGUUCAAAUCAGCUUAACAGAAAAAAAAAGGGGGGAUUGCAUCUCCUUAAAUCACAGUCCAUAUUUUCUGAAGCCUUCCAAAGGGAAUGACGCGCGCAACCAUUUGAUUUUUGAACCCGAAUCUCCGGUUUUCCCAUGUAAAUGGUAAGUACCCGCUUGUGCCCGAAGAGGUCGGAGGUGCCUUCAGCCGCUCCGCAGGUUUUUCAAUAAUUCGUUAACUCCGAGUCAGUAAGUUAACAAGUUUGUCUUCGAAUAUUUUGUAAUGCUUUAGUAUGACUGACUGUUUCGCAUAGCCGGACUAGCUAGUACCUGCGGACCUGUCUGAUAAGCGUUGCAUUUGCAAAAUAAUUAAAAAUAUCUUUUUUCAGUUGAGUUGAGCUCAUGUAACUAUUAACGCCCGAUUUUACAAAUUUUGCAACUAUAAAAUUUUCAUUGUUUUCAGCAACACUGCCACGAAUAACAUCAGUUUCACUUGAAAAGAAGUCUUUUUUUAACAGUAAGUCUGAACUGUUUUGUCGAUUCUAAGAAACAAAGUCAUAUUUUCUGGGAAAACCGGAAGUCCAUAUUAGUGACUUUUUGGUUGUUUCUAUUGGUUGCUUUCUGAAACACGAAAGUGCCUGUCGUGUAAAAGAGACCGCCAUUAUUAACCGGGGAGAACAACAGUGCUGACUAGAACCCAUAUAUUUAGCCCUAAAUACAAUCAGGUUGGUUUAUUACAUUAACAUCUUGUGCGUUUUAAAAAGUUUUAGAACCGUUUGCUAAAUGCCAACGCCACUUACAACAAACUCCCAUCAGUCGUACUCGGCAAACGGGGACGUACGUUUAACGGGCUGAGACAAAUAUCGCUUUUCAGUUAAGACCAGUUAAAUUAUAUGUUUUCCCUUACUUUAAUCUGUUAAACACAACUGAUAAACAAGAAAAACGCUAAAACAAUUUUGUCAGAAUUUACUAGAGAUAGCCGAUCAACGCCUGAUGCGCUGGUUGGAGCGAAAAAGUUUCCCCGGUUUGAAGGGGAAGGCGAAUCGAGAAGUAGAAUAUAAAAACCUGAUGACUGUAUUGUAUCGGAGAGUCUUUUUUAUGAAAGACAUGUCUUACUCUGGUAUAGACUAUAACCCUUUGUCCUUCGUGGUAGAAAGCAGAUCAUAUUUCAAGAAACGAACUACACUUGUACAUCUGGUCGACUUUAUUCUUUCAGCUAUUUAUCAUCGAAGGUGGGGAUUCUCUCUGCCUGCAGUCCUCUCAAUUUGACGAAUUUAAAUAGACGAUCCCAGCUUAGACAAUUCAGUGUUCGACAAAGAGUUGUUUAUUUAUUUAUUUAUUUAUUAGAUAAAAGUCUUGUAUCUUCUAUUACAAAUAUAGCUAAAUAUCAGCUUAUCUACAUUAAAUGGUAGUUAAAAUUCGGCCAGAAACGUAGCCUCGACUAUCAGCCGCUGUUCGGGAAAUGAGCCCGCGCUCCUUCCCCGAACAGGUCCGAACACUGGGGAGGACGAGAGAGCGAGAGAGCGAGGGAAAUCGAGCCUACCAGAAACGCAGUUUAGCUUAUUUAUAUCUAUAGGAGUAGAAUAUUGUUGAAAGAAACAGAACUGCUUCUUACCUUAAGUGGCAAUAAUUAAGAAUUGUUCACCGAAAUGGAGAUGAAUAGUGGUAGACUUGUGUGAAAAACACCAACAUAAAGUACAUUUCUUCACAUUAUAGAUAAUGUCGGCUUCGGCGCAAGCUAGGCGAGGGGACCCACUAACCAAGAAACUCCGCGAUUUUUCUGUGAAGAAUGUCAAGAUCACCAAUGAAGACAUGGUUCGUUCCAGAAGUCUGGUGCAGGAAGUCAUUGAAAAACAAGUCAUGAGCUACUGUGAACGUAACUCUUUGAUACCAAUCCUGAGACGAGAGUACACUGGUAGCGUGUAUGAGGGGCUGAAAACAGAGAAGGCGGAUGAAGUGGAUGUUAUGGUUGUUCUUAAAAUAACCAGGCAAGAAGUCAUCGUUGAAGGUGGCAGAGGAAUACCAGGAUAUGCAAGACUAAAGGCCCAAGAAAGUUCGAUUCUUCGUAGGUAUUCAAGUGCUGAGGGGUACAUAAUUCCCGAAAGACUUCGAAAUGGCUGGUUUCAUAGUCUCGUUGUUCAAGCAGUGAAUGCGUUCCACAGUUUGUCAUGUUCAGACUUCCGUUUGGAGGUGCGUUACCAUGGGCCUGCCACCCAGAUUGACAUCACUAGAAAAAGAACCAAUGAGAUGCUUCUAUCGGUUGAUCUUGUUCCUUGCUUCCACAUCGGGGCUGAAGAGUACUUCGUAGCCAAACCUUACACAGGGAUGACGCGUACCUCUCAUCCUGAACUCCUUUGGAGACAGUCGUUUUCUCUUAAAGAAAAAGGAAAGUUGCAGCAUAUGGAUACUGACGGUGGUUGCAGGCACGAACUACUUAGAAUCGUGAAGACGAUCGUCAAGAGGGAGAGGACAUCUCUCGCAGCCCUUCAGUCAUAUCACUUGAAGACCGCCUUCAUGCAUUUCAUGAGAGAUUCGUAUGGCUGGAAUGCUCAGAACUCCCUAGGCGAGAAGUUUUUUGCAUUUCUUAGGGAACUGCAGACUCACCUGGAGAGGGGAAAUCUUCCACACUUCUGGCUGCCAGGCGUGGACCUUCUGGAAGGCAUCAAUCCCUCGGUAAUUGAACAAAUGGCAAAUCGAUUGAAGAGAAUUCUUAAUAGUCAAACAGAACUAGACAAAAUUCUUGUAUAG